Messenger RNA from Leguminivora glycinivorella, 5933 nucleotides. Its product is annotated as slit homolog 2 protein. Lineage: Eukaryota; Metazoa; Arthropoda; Insecta; Lepidoptera; Tortricidae. Bases 463 to 1905 code for a protein of 480 amino acids. The transcript has 11 exons. Gene Ontology annotation, molecular function: protein binding. The record is from RefSeq and is a predicted model, not a curated record.
UCCACCGAAGGGGCCUGGACAGUCGCUCGGCGAUCUGCGCACAACAACUCUAAAAAAGUCCUGCGCACAAAAUAUCACCGUUCAAAAUAUUUAUCCAAGCUUUAAGGAUGAAGUAAAGUGCAUUUGACUAUAAAAAAUAAUGGUCCGUUCCCUUGAACGGAAUAAAAGUGCUCUCAAAGGAAAGUGUUACGUAAUAUUUGUCCUGCCCUAUUUGUUCGCGAUAUGAGAAACAUAGAAACGGAGUGGGUUUAAAGUUGCCAACAAAAACUGGUGAGAGUGUGUUUUAAAGAGCUGGUGUUCAAAGAGGUUGUGGAACGCGAGUGUAUCUAUUUCUACACGUACCGUAAGGGUGGUUGUGGGAGGACCGUGAAUAUGACCUAGCGCCCCAUGACUGCGGCACACCCCUCUCCUCGCCACACGCGCUCGCCAACCUGACAUACUCUCAAACACUCGUAAACCAGUAUGGUUUGGCGUUGGCUGCUGGUAUGCUGCGUGGUGCUGUGCGCGCGGCCCGCGUACCCGCAGGGCGCGCAGCAGUGCCCGGCGGCCAACACCAUGACCCCCUGCACGUGUACCGUCAAGAAGAACGGCCUGGACAUACUCUGCGAGUUUACAGAGCAGCAGCAUAUACAGAAGGCCAUGAAUACGCUUCGCUCCAAGCCAAUGAUCAUUUUCUACCUAAAGCUGAGGCACAAUAACCUGGCGAAACUUCCAUCUUACAUAUUCCUGGGCUUGGACAUCCGUCACUUGACAGUGCACAACAGUAGCUUGGCUGUCAUAGAGGACUCUUCGUUAAGUUCAAUUGGUAACAAGCUAACACAGUUGGAUGUGUCUCAGAACAGCCUCGCUACAAUACCAACAUCUUCGUUCGCGCAUCUGAACCAUCUGCUCAUCCUCAAUAUGAACCAUAAUAAGGUGACAGCAGUCCACAAUAGAGCCUUCGUAGGGCUAGAUACGCUGGAGAUCCUGACUCUAUACGAGAACAGGAUCUCUGUGGUUGACGGCGAGGCAUUUAAAGGCUUGGAGAAAAAGCUAAAGAGAUUGAACCUCGGCGGCAACGAGUUGACGGCGGUGCCGCAAAAGGCCCUCGCGCUCCUCGAGAACAUGAAAAAACUGGAAAUGCAGGAAAACCGUAUCACCUCCAUCUCCGAAGGAGAUUUCGCGGGCAUGCGAAACCUGGAUUCCCUGGGGUUGGCGCACAACCAGUUGCGUGAGGUGCCGGCUCAAGUGUUCUCUCACCUCUCGCUACUCAACUCUUUGGAGCUGGAGGGCAACCUUAUCCAGAGAAUCGACGAGAAAGCCUUCGCGGGGCUUGAAGAAAACCUGCAAUAUCUCCGCCUUGGCGACAACCGCCUGCAUGAGAUCCCGUCCGAAGCGCUGCGGCCGCUGCAUCGGCUGCGCCAUCUGGACCUGCGCUCCAACAACAUCACCUACAUCGGAGAAGAUGCCUUCACGGGCUACGGUGACUCCAUUACCUUUCUCAACUUGCAGAAGAAUAUGGUCCACCAGCUGCCGACAAUGGGCUUUGACAACCUCAACUCGUUGGAGACGUUGAACCUGCAGAACAACAAGCUUCAGCACAUCCCCGAGGAGAUCAUGGAACCAAUCCUGGAUACGCUUCGGGUUGUCGACAUUAUGGACAACCCAUUGAUUUGCGAUUGCGAGCUGGCCUGGUACGAGGCGUGGCUGGCCGGACUCCGCGACCGCGACGACGAGAUGAUGCAGAAGAAACGCACCGUCUGCACCAUGGUCAGCGAGCACCGCGAGUACAGCGUCGCCAAGAUGCCACUAGAGAAGAUGAACUGCAAGAGGAAACCUGCCUACGACCGCCCCAACAGCGCGUUCCGCUGCGGUCUCUCCGCCACCAAUAUCCUCCUAGCAAUCGCCACCAGGUGGCUGUACUAAACGUAAAUAUACACUCUUAAGUUUACCCUUUUAAGUUUCAGCCAAGGCUGUCUUCGUGCUAACUGUGGCCGGAUAGCUCGAAGUCCCCCUUCGCUUUAUACUCGGUUCGAUAUAUAGUAACGUGAUGAAUUUGUGCGAAAACUCGAUACAUAUCAAUUUGGGCUGAUAAAUUAGUAUUUUGGAGCGGUAGCUUGUGAUAGUAAAGGUUUUAAAGAGUUAAAAGUAAGUGUGAUACAGUGAGUAUUUUUACAUUUUAGAAGACCUCUUACGGCAUGCCUUACUAAUGAGUAAUGUAACAACCAAAGAGUAGUAGUAUAUUAUCGACUACAGUUCGGCAUUUUAUUAGUAUCACUGGAGACGUGGGUCAUUCUUUAUAAUAAAAAAAUGCGUCUCUCGACGCAUCGCGUUUGUGUACGGACCUUGCGUGAGCCGUUUUAUGUGAUUACAAGAGCUAUACAACUUAGGCACAAAUAUGAUUUGAAUCUUUACACAACCUUAAAAUUUGAAAUGAUAACUUCUAAUAUUUUUUAAAUUUUAUCCAUACGAUUUAAAACGUAAUCAUAAAAAUACUUAUUAGGAAAGCUUUUGCGCAUUUACGAUGUUGACUAUAAAAUAAUAUUACUGUAUUCUACUCUUAUAACCUGCGAGGCGAGUGGGGCUCGUGUAUUUUAGUUUACGAAUAAAACCAUUCCUUUUCCUAUAUUAUAUACACUUUCUGUGAUUCUUGAUUUUUUUUCUUCCACUUAUCUACCUCUUUUUGCUAUUUGGUAAAAGUAUAAAUAUUAUUUUGUUUAGAUACAAUUAUUUUCUAUAAAUCUUUAAUUUAAAGUUACAUUUAAAUUUACAAAUAGAGCCCCAAAAUGUUCUAUUUGACGUAGAAAUAGGUGUAGUUAAAUAAGUGUUAGGUAAUUCUUUUUAAGUAAACUAAUUAUACGCUGUUAAUACAAUAUGUUACAUUAUAACUUUGAUUGUUGGCCGGAGUUUCAUUUAGCAAUAUUAUACCAUCUUUAAAUAUUUUACGCGUCUCAAAAUUACUGUCCCCAAAAGGGGUCAUAUUUCUAAGUUAAAAAGAAAGUGGUUAUUCUAUAAUCUAAAUCAUAGCUCAUACUAGGAUCAUUUCAGUUAGUCACAAUCUUCUAUUUUAUAGCGUUAAAUCAAAUAAAGCUUAGGUAUAUUUGCUGUAAAAGUUUUAUCGAUAUUAGGUAGCGAGUUAUAAUAAAUGUGACUUUAAGCGUUGCCUGCAUUCCGUUAACAAAACUACUUAAAAUAUUAAUUUGCAAUAAUAUUUUAAAAUAUUUUAUUUUAUAUCUAUUUAUACGAUGAAAAAAUCAAUCGGAUAUGAAAAAAAUACUUGGCCUAAGUUUAUAGGCAAAAUUUAAAUGGUUUCAAAUGUGACUUUCUAUAAAAACAAGUCCUUAAAAUCAACCUUCGAGCUUCAUAUGAAAAUAUUCAAAAUUUUAGUGGAAAUAUAUUUUCGCCAAUUUUUGUAUAAAGAUAUUGUCAGUAAUAAAUUAAUGAACAAGGGUAAUCAAAAACUAAAAACAUAUCCAUUAGUGGUCUGAAUUAUAAAUAAGUAAAAUAAUUGAUAACUAAAAUAAAAAUAUAAGGAACAUUUUAAAAGUGAGAAUAAUCUGCGACCAAUAUUUUACUUCACCACGGACUCAAUUUCCCGCAAAUGAGUGAGUGAAGUUUUCAUGAAUGAAAAAGUAAUAACAUUUUUUCAAGCAAUAAAAAAGUACACACGACACGAUAAAAGUCGGUUUCUACCAAAUAGACAAACGGAUAAGUGAUCAUGGAUAGGUAACUAAAUAUCAAGAAUUAUAUUUACAUUCAUAAACGUUAAAUACGAAAAUAUUGAAUGAAUGCAUGACGCGAGAUUGAAUAGGCAGUCCUAUUCAAAUUGCAUUCAUUAUUAUAUUUUCUGUGCUAAACAUCUUAUUGAAGGCAAUGUUAUAUAGGAUAUAAAGUUUAAGGUAUUCAUUACAAAUAGACGUACGUAGAAAGCACUAUGUUGUUUCGUGAAAUUUAUAUUUAUUUCGAUAUUGAACGAUAAAAUUUAAAGUGUUUAAUUUUUCAGCGGUUUAUUACAUGUAUUGUUUUUUUUCUAAUGUUUUAAGAAUUAUUACAAUAAUGGAAUCAAUUGAACACAAUGUUGGCACCAAAUUCAGUUGACUGCACGUAUGAUAGAUAAAUAAAAUUAAGGUAUUCUUAUUAAUGUGAUGUAGUGAUUUGUAAGCACAAAUAUAUACUCUAUACACUUUACAAUAUUGCACCUUUAUGUCACGAUUAUAUACCUACUUAUUAAUGUUAAUAUUAAUCAGAGUCGAAAAACCUGAUAAAUUAAGAAAAACAUACAAUUUCAUACACUUAUUCAAUGUACCUACAUGUUUUUAGAUUAUAUGAAAAUUAUAUCAACUUUCUCAUAUUGUCGUCUCUCAAUAUUUAAUGUCGUGUUUUAUUCAAGUUGUUCUGUAGCUCAAAUAUAUAUUAUUAGGUAUCUAUACUAAACUGUAGAUGAUCUGAGGCAAGUUAUUAUAGGUACUUACUAUGAAAUCACUACGUAUUUAUAUGUGUAAAAGGUUAUUUAUGUAGGUACUCAUUUCAAUAUCACAAAAUGUUUACAAUAUGUAUCUACUUAUCUAUUUCAUAUUAAUAAUAAAUAUAUAAGGAAUCCCAAUUGCUACUAACGUGUAGGCAUAUACCUUUAAAAAUACCAAUGCAUUGUCGUAUUUUUAUCACCGAUGACCAUGCGCGGCAAGUGAUAAAAAGUCUACCAAGUCCCCACCGCAAUCAAGUAUAAAAAAUGCCUGACUCGUUGUUGGAAAUUGGGAUCGAUAAAUGACAAAAGAACCAGCAAAAACAUAUCAGGACGGCGGCGCAAAACAAAAUGUAGCGUCACCGGUCUAUGAUCCUACAUAUCAUUUAGAAUAAGCUACUUAGCGAAUGUAUAUCACUGUUGUAUGUUGUUGGUAUAACGUAUAUUACUGUUAAUCAUUCCUUGUUGGAAAAGCUUGAUGUAACCUGCGAUUUUUGAGUAUGAUUGUAAUAUAGUAAGUAAGAUUGGUCUUGACUCUUGAUCUGUGCUGAUUGCAGUUACAAUUACUUCAAUAUUAAGUGAAUGCAAGUAGGUAAAGAAUGUGAAAAUGUAACGGUCUAUGCAGUUUGAAUUAGCUAAUCUAAAUGUUCAGAACAUAGGUUGAAUUAGAAGAAUCCUUGAUUCUAUUACAAAUUACUCUUGCAGCGUUGAUAUUAAUACAUCUGUUAAAAAAAUGUCUGGUGAAUUAGACCAACAAUUUAUAUUUAAAUAUUCUUCCGUUACUUUUUGAAAAUUAGAAUUAAUAGUUUCUUCGGUGAAUUCGAGUAAAACACAAUUUUAUUGACAUAUAAUAUUUUAAUAUAAAUAUUUCCGUAGAUGUAGCUACAAUACUACUCUAUAGCAAGUUUUUGAAUAACGGUUGUUUGUAUGUAACCCAAAUGACAUCUAAAAUGGAAUGAGGAUGACUCCUUGUCGAUACAAACGUAGUCUUCACUUUUCUCUCGGGUACUUCGAUCAAAAUUAAACACGUAGCUAUGUUUAAUAAUUUUAAAAUAAUUUAAAAUUCUAAAAAAUUAAGCGUAGGGCAAGCGUGCGAGUAGGGGGUAUACGUAUAUCCAUUUCAAAAUAUUUGCAACAUUGUCAAGACCCAUGGAGAAAAAAAUGACUACAUUUGUAUGAAAAGCCGAAUUCGCAAAGCCCGUCCACUUUACUCGAUGGGUGAAACAAGUUUAAACGAUAUCAUUGUAGUAAAUGGUUGUAUAUGUAGAUGUUUCACGUUUCCAGCAAUAAAAAGAUUUGAUGUUUUCAAUAUUAUAUCAGUAAUAUUUUAAAUCGUAUUUGAACGUAAUUUUCUUAAAAGAUAUCUGUGUUAAGCAAGUUUAUAGUCACAUUUAUUAUUAUGUUGACUCGUAACGUAAGUAAUGUAAUUCUAUUGAUAUUUUACUCUUAAGGGUGUAUUUAUUUUAUUCGGUUAAAUAAAAAAUAAAUCGGU